This is a messenger RNA of Ceutorhynchus assimilis (cabbage seed weevil), 942 nucleotides long. Lineage: Eukaryota; Metazoa; Arthropoda; Insecta; Coleoptera; Curculionidae. The record is from the annotation of a GenBank genome assembly.
UAUGUCAAAUUUUAAAAAUAAUUAUCUGUUUGUUUGUGCAGUUUGUUUUUUUAUUUAUCAUAAAUGAAAGAGAAUCAAAACUAUAUUUUUUAAAAUGUUCAAUCUUGAGAUAUAACAAGAAAUAAAUAAAUAAAUAGCCACUCACGGAUGUGACAGCUGACAGGUUGACGCGUACGUACAGCUCGGGGGCUCAACGCCCCGAGUAGCUCCGGGCGUCAAACUCCCAUACUGGAAAGCGGCUCUGGUCACAAUACAAUACACACAAUGAAGACACUGCAGGUGGUAGAAGAACACUUCAUGGUUCUGUUAUAACUGCAUAUCAAAGAGUCUGAUACAUCUGUACCACUCUCAUUAGUUUCACCACAUGAGUGUCGCCAGAAAUUCUUUAAUAGUGCUCUCCCAACCAUACUAACAAUGGCAAACCCACCAAAUUGGAUCCCAGAGUCACCAACUAGUCGAUCAGUGCAGCUUACUGUGAUGAAGCAAUUGGAGAAACUGAAUAGUAUAGUCCUUUAUUCAAGUUUGGAUGAACAGGCCACCAAGAAACGGGUAGUUUACACAGUUGACAUGGCUCUUUACAAACCUUUAAAACAAAUAGAAAUGGCUGUCAAAGACUUGAAGAAAAAAUGGCUUGUAAAGCCUGGGGAACUGCAUAUUAUAAUUGCUCAGCUAAGAACAAUCGGAGAGUUUAUUCAAGGAUCUGGUAUACCUGAGCUAUGUGUGGAAUGUUACUUAUAUUCUGCAGCAAUAAUGAAACAAAUCCUUGAGGGAAAGCACAUCAGAAGAGCAAUUGAAGCUCAAAUAACUACUGUCUCUGCUUUAACAAGCCUGCGCCUGAAAGAAUUUGAGAAAGAGUGUCCAGAACAAUUAGACUAUUUUAAGCCACUUCUUCAACUGUUUGGAGAACUAAAAGAACUAUUGAAGCAGUACAUGCUGCAUUAG